AUGGCAGUGAGCUCGAUCAAGAACUCGAUCGAGUCGAGUUUCGAACAAACGAACUCGAUCGAGCUGGGGGCUGAGAGCAAGGAGCAAGCUCAAGGAGAUUGGUCUGAGCUUAAGGCGCCUAAAGUCGACCUCAAACCUUUGCCUGAGGGCCUCAGGUAUGCAUUUCUGGGUGAAAACUCAACUUACCCUGUCAUUGUGAACUCUGAUUUGGAACCUGAACAGUUGAGUGCUUUGCUUGUUGAAUUGAGAAAGUACAGAAAGGCAAUAGGUUACACUCUAGAUGAUAUCAAGGGGAUCUCCCCUGACCUAUGCAUCCAUAGGAUUCAUCUAGAGGAUGAAAGUAAGUCAAGCAUUGAACCUCAGAGAAGGUUGAACCCCAAUCUAAAGGAAGUAGUGAAGAAAGAGAUACUCAAGUUGCUUGAUGCUGGGAUAAUCUAUCCCAUCAGUGAUAGCACUUGGAUAUCUCCAGUUCAUUGCGUCCCAAAGAAAGGGGGGAUCACUGUCAUUAAAAACGACAAAGAGGAGCUGAUUCCCACUAGAACAAUAGUGGGGCAUCGCAUGUAUGUUAGAAAGAUUGGCAAACCACCCUUUUAUUGUUUUCUUGAUGGCUACAGUGGUUUCUUCCAAAUCCCGAUCCACCCUAAUGAUCAGGAGAAGACCACUUUCACAUGCCCUUAUGGCACCUUUGCUUAUCGAAGGAUGCCAUUUGGGCUGUGCAAUGCUCCAGCUACUUUCCAGAGGUGCAUGACCUCCAUUUUUUCAGAUCUGAUAGAGGAGAUGGUAGAAGUCUUCAUGGACGAUUUCUCAGUCUAUGGAGCAUCCUUCUCCUCAUGUUUGUCUAACUUGUGCAGGGUGUUGCAGAGGUGUGAGGAGACCAAUCUAGUACUCAACUGGGAGAAGUGCCACUUCAUGGUUCGAGAAGGGAUUGUGCUUGGACACAAGAUUUCCGAGAAAGGGAUCGAGCUCGAUCGAGCUAAGGUGGAUGUCAUGUUGCAGCUCCCUGUUCCCAAGACUGUGAAGGACAUAAGGAGUUUUCUGGGUCACGCAGGGUUCUACAGAAGAUUCAUCAAGGAUUUCUCAAAGAUAGCAAGACCCUUGACAAGGCUUCUAUGCAAGGAGACAGAUUUUGAGUUUGAUGAAGAAUGCCACAAGUCUUGGACCUUGCUGAAGGAUGCUCUGGUGUCUGCGCCAAUAGUACAAGCUCCAAACUGGGAUCACCCAUUUGAGAUUAUGUGUGAUGCAUCUGACUAUGCAGUAGGAGCAGUGCUUGGCCAAAAGAUAGACAAGAAACUCAAUGUCAUCUACUAUGCAAGCAAGACUAUGGAUGAUGCUCAGUGCAAGUAUGCAACCACAGAGAAGGAACUCCUUGCCAUAGUCUUUGCCUUUGAGAAGUUUCGAAGCUAUAUAGUUGGAUCCAAGGUGAUUGUGCACACUGACCAUGCUGCCCUUAGACACAUCUUCGCUAAAAAGAUACAAAGCCAAGACUUCUCAGAUGGAUCCUUUUGCUUCAAGAGUUUGAUAUAG
Messenger RNA from Microthlaspi erraticum, 1524 nucleotides. NCBI's taxonomy places the organism in Eukaryota, Viridiplantae, Streptophyta, Magnoliopsida, Brassicales, Brassicaceae. The record is from the annotation of a GenBank genome assembly.